This is a messenger RNA of Archocentrus centrarchus (flier cichlid), 3432 nucleotides long. RefSeq names its product dixin. The record is from RefSeq and is a predicted model, not a curated record. The coding region runs from base 222 to 2141 and encodes 639 amino acids. NCBI's taxonomy places the organism in Eukaryota, Metazoa, Chordata, Actinopteri, Cichliformes, Cichlidae. The transcript has 21 exons. Gene Ontology annotation, cellular component: cytosol. Gene Ontology annotation, biological process: canonical Wnt signaling pathway. Gene Ontology annotation, molecular function: protein binding.
CUGAAACCCAACCGGAGGUUGUGUGAAUGUCUUGUUUCGCUUCACACCGGUCUGCAUACCAGAGUAACGGUAGUGGUUUCCUCAGAUCCCUCAAUUGUCUCGGUUUGUUGACGUUUGCAGGAGUGCAGCAGUAGUUAGUAACGGGGCUGUGCCCCAUGUUCAGGCCGUGUGACAGUCAGCGACGCUAGCCAGCUAGCUUAAAUGGGUUUUGGAGUGAGAAGAUGAUCGCCUCACUCUCAAGAGGAAGUUUGAUGGAUGAGGUUCUCCACGGAGGCUUCAACGAGCAGCAGCUGGCAGCAUAUGUUUCCUGGGUGAACUCUCAGCUGAAGAGGAAACCAGGCUUGAAGCCCAUCACAGACCUCAGGCAUGAUCUGCAGGAUGGGGUGGUGCUCACACAGCUAAUAGAGAUAGUUGCUGGCGAGGUGCUGGAGGGAGUGUAUGUGGCUCCACAAAACAAAGAGGAAAGCAGGAAGAAUGUGGAGGAAGUCUUGCAUUUCAUUUCCUCCAGACACAUACGCAUGCCUCACAUAUCCGCAAGAGACAUAGUGGAGGGGAAUCUAAAAUCUGUAAUGAGAGUAAUUCUGGCAUUAGCAGCCCAUUUCAAACCCUCAGCCAAUCAAAGGACUUCUUCUGGGAGUGGGAAGAGGUUGACGAGAGGCCAUCCCAGUCACAACCCUCUCUCCGCUGUUGCUCUAGCUCAGGGUGCUGCUGCUACUCUGGCAUCAGCUCGACACGAUGCCUCACUGCCUGCACAUACCGCACGUAUCCAGAGUGCCUGUGAAUUGGACGGGGGAAAGAGUGUGUGUGUCCGUGCACUGGUUGAACAAUAUGAAAGAGGAGCCCCAGAUGAGCAGGACAACCCUCAGCAUAGCAGCCUCAGCUCCGUCAGUCCGCUGUCAUCACCAAGAACUCCACUGAGCAGCCACUCAGACAGACAGCAGCAAGAGCACCAUCAACAGGAGAGCAGUGCCGAGUCAGCUCACAGUGCAGUGGAGGUGGCAUGGGGGGAUUCUCUCAAUGAAACCUUCGAGAAGGAGGUGCAGGAGACCCGAAAAAUGGUGUCUGCAUUACAGGCUCUGCUGCUGCAUGGUUCACUGCCUGAGGAUGAGCAGGAUGCAUCUUUGACUUUGGACCAAGGCAACACUGAACAGCAACUGGUAGUCAUUCGCAGUCGUUUGGAUCAGAGUAUGGAGGAAGCUCAGGAGCUUAAGAGGGAACUGUUGCGCUGUAAGCAGGAAGCGAGGAACCUGCAGGGAAUCAAGGACGCUCAGCAGCAAAGGCUGUGCACUCAGGAGGCGUCAAUACUGCAGAUGAAGCAAGAACUUCUCAGAGCCAGCAUGACAAAAGAUGAACUCAACAACCAGAAUGCAGAGCUACAGUGGAAGCUAGAGGAAUGUAACAGGCUGUGGGCUGAAAGCAAGAAGGAGGUUGCACAGAAGGACAGAUUACUUCAGCAACUCAAACACAAGCUUGAUGAAAGCCAAAAGCUGCAGAAUGAACUACAAAGAGAGUUGGAGCAUAAAAACAGCAUGCUGCAGGAGCUGAUGACCAGAGAUCUGCAACAGAUUCCCACCUGUGCAGAAAACAAUGGCUAUUCCUACUCUGGGAAUCCAGCUCCUUCUAUGUCGGGCCAGGCAGAGGAAGUUCAGCUGCUCAGAGAUGCCCUUCGGAGUUUGAGGAACAACUUCAGAGACCACGACCCACAGCACCAUACACUGGACACCCUGGAGCAGGGCAUAGUAUCGCUCAUUGAUAGGCUGCAUGUUCUGCACACACAGAGGGGAAGGGGGAAAUCUCCGAGACGCAAAGGUCAACACGUGGACUUGGACUCCUGGCCUUCCACAACGAUUGGUCAAUCCCACAGUGGUUCUUCCUCAUCUACAAAAAUCCUUUAUUUUACUGGAAAAUCUCCAACGCCUUCAAUGAUCAAUAUACCGAAGAGGCUGGGUGAGGUGACUCUCAAGGAUGUUAAGGCAGCUGUUGAUCGAGAGGGAACCUAUAGGUACCACUUUAAAGCCCUGGACCCAGAGUUUGGCACUGUGAAAGAAGAGGUAUUCCUGGAUGAAGCAGUUGUUCCAGGUUGGGAAGGAAAAAUAGUGGCCUGGGUAGAAGAGGACUGUGGUGAGGAAAGGCCAUUGUAGGUUCAAGCUGAGGGGCUUUUGACACUUUUUACUCUGAUCGCAGCAAAGGCACAAGUGGACCGGACCUUUUAUCAAAAUACUGUACGAGCACAAGUUUGGGUUGAUCAGCUGGUGCCCAUAAUAGUGUAAAACUCAGUGCCUUACAAAGUAAAGCUAUUUGUGGACUCAGAAGUAAACAUUUGGAUGAACUGUCUCUAAAACCACAGUAGUGUUGUUGUUUCACCACAAGUAGCAACAUUUACAUUUGUCAGUGUUUAGUUUUCUUACUUGUUGCCUUCAAAACAAAUAGCACCAGAUUACAUUAUAGAUUCAUAUUGUCCACUGUUAUGUUGUCAGGUAGUCUUUCAUUAAUAAACAGUGUUAUAUACCAGAGAAAGAAAUAGGAAUAUAUAUAUGUAUAUAUAUAUAUUUUUUAGUGCCGUGGUUUGAGCUGUGCCUGACAGAAUAUACAGACAAGACACGGCUGCAUGUCUCUGUUUUUUAUUAGUUACAUAUGAUGGCAUGGCAGUUAAAAGGAUGACUGAUUUCUAACCUAAAACCAGAGGGUAGUUUUAAAGUCACUCUGUAGCUCGUCAGCGUGCUCAGACUAAAUUUCUGUUGGUAAAAAGAAUGAAACCGAAGCUUUUAUGCUCUUCAACUGCAGGCCAAUGGCACUGUUUUUGCGUAUGUAAAUUUGUGUCUUCACCAUGCCCUUAAAUAUUUAAAUUUUAUGCCUGCUGUUUAUUUAAAGAGAUUAUGAGGAUGUCUCUCCUCCAGUUGAGAAGACCCUCUGGAUGUGAAUUUUAUGUCAGAAGGUUCAAAGGAUCCUUGUUCUGCAACAUUUAGCCAUCUUUCUACUUACUGUGUGUGUGUGUGUGUGUGUGUGUGUGUGUGUGUGUGUGUGUGUGUGUGUGUGUGUGUGUGUGUGUGUGUGUGUGUGUGUGUGUGUGUGUGUGUGUGUGUGUGUUUGGGGACUUGAACUGGAUGUAUCAUAGAUUUUUGUUGCUCUUGUCUUGCUGUUUGGAAUAAAUGCCUAUACAAGCCAGUAGAAAUAUGCAAGAGUCUACUUAUUAAGUCCUGCUUGAAUGCCAUGACUGCCUGUACUGUAAAAUGUACAAUAUGCUGGUGAGAGGGUUAUUUAACACCUGGGUUGUUUACUGAAAGUUAUUUUAAGUGAAUACUGUCUGUUUAAAAGUUAACAGCCUUGAUUGUAUGUUAGGUUUUAUUUCAAAAAUAUCUGAGACUUUGUUUUUAAAAAGAUGUCAGUGUUCAAUUGUUUAUAGUGCACAUGCAUUAAAUUUUCAUGACUAUA